This is a messenger RNA of Saccharomyces eubayanus, 705 nucleotides long. It is a transcript of the gene PRE5, whose product is annotated as proteasome core particle subunit alpha 6. Gene Ontology annotation, cellular component: nucleus; proteasome core complex; proteasome core complex, alpha-subunit complex. Gene Ontology annotation, biological process: ubiquitin-dependent protein catabolic process. The transcript has a single exon. Lineage: Eukaryota; Fungi; Ascomycota; Saccharomycetes; Saccharomycetales; Saccharomycetaceae. The record is from RefSeq and is a predicted model, not a curated record. The coding region runs from base 1 to 705 and encodes 234 amino acids.
AUGUUCAGAAACAAUUACGACGGGGACACAGUUACUUUUUCUCCUACAGGCCGUCUUUUCCAAGUGGAAUAUGCCUUGGAGGCCAUUAAACAAGGGAGCGUCACUGUGGGCCUACGUUCGAACACUCAUGCUGUCUUGGUCGCGUUGAAAAGAAAUGCAGACGAAUUGUCCUCAUUCCAGAAGAAGAUCAUCAAGUGUGACGAGCACAUGGGGCUGUCAUUGGCUGGGUUGGCUCCAGACGCUAGAGUCCUAAGUAAUUAUUUGAGACAGCAAUGUAACUAUUCGAGCUUAGUUUUCAACAGGAAGCUCGCCGUCGAGAGAGCAGGCCACUUGCUUUGCGAUAAAGCGCAAAAGAACACACAGUCCUACGGGGGCAGACCCUACGGUGUUGGGUUGUUGAUCAUCGGAUAUGACAAGAGUGGUGCUCACCUUCUAGAAUUUCAACCCUCCGGGAACGUCACGGAGCUAUACGGUACCGCGAUCGGUGCAAGAAGCCAGGGGGCAAAGACCUAUCUAGAGAGAACUCUGGACACGUUCAUAAAAAUUGACGGGAACCCAGACGAGCUGAUCAAAGCCGGCGUGGAGGCCAUCAGUCAGUCACUAAGGGACGAAUCCUUGACAGUAGACAACCUCUCGAUUGCCAUUGUGGGCGAGGAUAUGCCCUUCACGCUUUAUGACGGAGAGGCCGUUGCUAAAUACAUUUAA